This is a messenger RNA of Callorhinus ursinus (northern fur seal), 727 nucleotides long. The record is from RefSeq and is a predicted model, not a curated record. NCBI's taxonomy places the organism in Eukaryota, Metazoa, Chordata, Mammalia, Carnivora, Otariidae.
GGAGAGGACACUCGUGGACAGGGAGGCGGAGGUGCCGCGGGAGAGCCCGAGGGCGACGUAGCCCGGCGCCUGUAGGGCAGGCAGGGGCUGCGGCUGCCGGACAGCGAGGAACCGGGAAGACGGCCGCCCUCGGAGCCGGAGACGCCAGGCGCGCGGCGGGUAGGCGCGCCGAGGCCGGAGGCGGGCUCCACGCCCCUUUCGAAUCCCCGAGCGGGGCUGAUGACGAACACAGGGCGCGACGGCGCACACACCGCCCCGCGCUCGCACGACGGUGCGUGCAGGGAGCGCGAGGGAGCCCCGGGCCGUCACCGGCGCGACCAGCGUUCCGCCUCCUCCGCUCCCUGCGCUCCCGCCACCUCGGCGGCUCGGCGCCCGCCUCCCGCCUCCGUCCGAAGCCUCCGCCGCAGCGAGGCUCCCGACCUCGCUCCUGUCUCUUUAAAUGGUGGGGCCAACGGGCCGCCCCUGCAGCUGCUGCCUGGGUGGCCCCGCGCGCCGCUAUUGAGGGGCGAACCAAGAUGGCGGCGGCUUUGGCUGUGUGAGGAAGACGGAAGAGGCGGCGGCGGCGGCGGCCAAGGGAAAGGGACUUCCAGGAGGCAGGAGCGCUUGUGCGCCUGGGGGCUCUCGCAGUCUCCUGCGCAGUGGUAGCAGUUGCAGGAAGAGCAGACGCCCCUCGGCUUGGGACGUUUGAAGCAGAGGAGCGGAGCGGAGCCACUGGCUGCGGUGGCAG